AUGGCUAAGCACUUUCUCCUGCUGAAUCUGAUAGCAGUAACUUUCGGCUGUGUUGUGUUAGCUUUUGAGCCAAGUCCCUUGCAAGAUUUCUGUGUGGCUGAUCCUGCUAGCCCAGGUAACAAAAAUAAUCAGUAUCCGCGAGACACAAUAAAUGAAUUUUCUAACUGUAUUUUUUCCAUUGUUUCAGCUAAGGUAAAUGGUUUAGCUUGCAAAGAUCCCAAGUCUGUUGAAGCAGAUGACUUUUUCUUCAGUGGCCUACAUUUGACUGGAAACACAUCAAACACCUUUGGUUCCAAGGUCACUCCUGUUAAUGUAGCUCAAUUACCAGGACUUAACACUCUUGGUAUCUCACUAGUUCGUGUCGACUAUGCACCAUGGGGAAUUAAUCCUCCUCACACUCACCCAAGAGCUACUGAGAUACUCACAGUCCUAGAAGGUUCUCUUCAAGUUGGUUUUGUAACUUCAAAUCCUGAAAAUCGCCUUAUUACUAAGGUCCUUAAAAAAGGCGAUACGUUUGUUUUUCCUAUUGGACUUGUUCACUACCAACGCAACGUGGGAUAUGGAAAUGCUGUUGCUAUUGGUGCUUUGAGUAGUCAGAAUCCCGGUGUUAUAAGCAUUGCUAAUGCUGUUUUCGGAUCGGAGCCGUUUAUCUCAACAGGUGUUCUUGCCAAGGCUUUUCAAGUUGAUGACACUGUCGUUGCUCAGAUCCAAUCAAAGUUCUAAAUCACAAAGUUUUCUUACAAAUAGACUUAUGGAAGCUUGAGAGUAUUUGUUUUUUGUUUUGUGUGUGAU
Lycium barbarum (goji berry) is the source of this 792-nucleotide messenger RNA. Its product is annotated as putative germin-like protein 2-1. Gene Ontology annotation, molecular function: manganese ion binding. The record is from RefSeq and is a predicted model, not a curated record. The transcript is spliced from 2 exons. The coding region runs from base 1 to 723 and encodes 240 amino acids. Gene Ontology annotation, cellular component: cell wall. NCBI's taxonomy places the organism in Eukaryota, Viridiplantae, Streptophyta, Magnoliopsida, Solanales, Solanaceae.